Messenger RNA from Aspergillus saccharolyticus JOP 1030-1, 1003 nucleotides. RefSeq names its product spliceosome-associated CWC15 family protein. The record is from RefSeq and is a predicted model, not a curated record. Gene Ontology annotation, biological process: mRNA cis splicing, via spliceosome. The transcript has 8 exons. Gene Ontology annotation, molecular function: RNA binding. Gene Ontology annotation, cellular component: catalytic step 2 spliceosome. Bases 53 to 760 code for a protein of 235 amino acids. Lineage: Eukaryota; Fungi; Ascomycota; Eurotiomycetes; Eurotiales; Aspergillaceae.
CACUUCUUUCCUGUCUAUCAUACUAUAGCAGCAACUUCACAAUAACCACAAUAUGACUACAGCACACAGACCCACGUUCGAUCCCGCACAAGGCAAAGAGGCUCUUCGCGGUCCUGCAUACCACCAGCGCUUACUCCCUGCGCACAAGCUUUUGAAAACUCGUCAACUCGGCCAGGGUACCGAAGCGGAAGCCGGCCAGCGCGAUCUCCGCGCCGAACUCCUUCAGGCUGAGGCCGCUUACUUCGCCAAGAAGAACGGAACGCCCCUCGAUGAGCCCACGGUCGAGAGCGUGACGCCCAAGCGGCAGCUGGAGGGUGGUUCGCCGAACGGGGACGCAGACCAUACAGAAGAGGAAGAUCUGGAAGCGAAACGGCGGCGGAUAUUAGAAGAGACGAGGGAUAUAGACGCGGACUCGGAUGGGUCUGAGGAGGACAGUAGUGACGAAGACAGUGACGACGAGGAGGACGAGGCUGCCGAGUUGAUGCGCGAGUUAGAGAAGAUCAAGAGAGAGAGGCUGGAGCAGAAGGAGAAGGAGGAACGCGAGCGUGCGGCUGAAGAGGAGGAGAAGCGAGAAUACGACAUUGCUCGAGGCAAUCCCUUGCUGAAUCCUCAAGACUUCAAUCUCAAGCGACGAUGGGAUGACGAUGUGGUGUUCAAGAACCAAGCCCGAGGCACAGAGGACAAGCGGGGCAAGGAGUUUGUCAACGACUUGCUGCGAUCGGACUUUCACAAGCGGUUUAUGGGCAAAUACGUGCGGUGAACAAUUGCGCUACAUGGGGAGCCAGAGGCUAUCUCUGGGCUGGUAUCAUAAACUGCGCAUAUGAAUGGACCCAGAGUCGUCGCAUCAUAGGACUUGGAUAGGAUGCCCUGGCAAUCAAAGAGACCCAUGUCCGCCAGUUGGACAAUUGUAUGGUGCAAGUGCCUGCAUCAUCAACUAGAUAAUCGCAAGCUACAACCUCAGGAGACAUAGAAGUCUGACCCAGAUAGUCACCAAUGAAGUCAU